Messenger RNA from Cucurbita pepo subsp. pepo (vegetable marrow), 634 nucleotides. Lineage: Eukaryota; Viridiplantae; Streptophyta; Magnoliopsida; Cucurbitales; Cucurbitaceae. The record is from RefSeq and is a predicted model, not a curated record.
GCUUAUAAUCGCCAUUCCAACGAAGGCAGAGUUGCUAACCAGAGAGAGCCUUAACGACGACACGACAGGAUGCAGAUCUUCGUCAAAACCCUUACUGGGAAGACGAUUACGUUGGAAGUUGAGUCCAGCGACACCAUCGACAAUGUCAAAGCUAAGAUCCAGGACAAGGAAGGUAUUCCUCCGGACCAGCAGAGGCUUAUCUUCGCUGGGAAGCAGCUUGAGGAUGGGCGAACUCUCGCCGACUACAACAUCCAGAAGGAGUCAACUCUGCACUUGGUGCUCAGGCUUCGUGGUGGUAUUAUUGAGCCUUCUUUGAUGGCUUUGGCUAGGAAGUACAAUCAGGACAAGAUGAUCUGCCGCAAGUGCUAUGCCCGCCUGCACCCUCGUGCUGUCAACUGCAGGAAAAAGAAGUGCGGACACAGCAACCAGUUGAGGCCAAAGAAGAAGAUCAAGUAGACCAUUGAUUUGGAGAGAGGAGAGCUAUGCAAAAGUUUAUGUUUUUAUUUAUUUUUGGGUGCAUUUAUGCUCAGAACUAUUUGCUUUAACACUCAUUAGGAGUUGGAAUUGUUGUAAUUUUUGUUUCUGCGACAUUCUCAGUUAUGGUAUGUUAUGUUCUUGACUUUGUAGUACCAAA